Messenger RNA from Scedosporium apiospermum, 1260 nucleotides. RefSeq lists its product as uncharacterized. The transcript has 6 exons. Gene Ontology annotation, biological process: regulation of DNA-templated transcription; nuclear-transcribed mRNA poly(A) tail shortening. The coding region runs from base 1 to 1260 and encodes 419 amino acids. Lineage: Eukaryota; Fungi; Ascomycota; Sordariomycetes; Microascales; Microascaceae. Gene Ontology annotation, cellular component: P-body; CCR4-NOT core complex. The record is from RefSeq and is a predicted model, not a curated record.
AUGGAAACUGCUGAGUCGGCUGAAGCCCUAAGGAAGAACGGCGUUAAUGAAUUUCCUUCCCUAUCGAACUCGGCGCAAGUACCCGCCUCCAGUCAAGGGGGAAUGUGGUCGGCAGGUGCUGGUAUCGGCGGUGCCCGGGGCGUGACUGGACAGGUACCACGGCAAGGGUCAGCACCUUUACCGCAACAAACGCAACAGGAGGAUAUGUUUCCCGGGGCGUCAGGGCGGUUGCCGGCAAAUCAGAAUGUCUUCCGGUUUGGGAACCAGUCCACCAUCAAUGCCUCUACAUCAUCCCAAGUUCAACCAAGCAGUGUGGAUGAUUUUCCACCUUUAAAUCGAAUCGGCGGCGACCCAAGCCAAGAGAGGGGUGCAUCUCUUAUGUCUGCGUUAGGCUUCGGUUCUCAAAACAACUCCUCGGCAGCUUCAGGGCAGAGCGCUAGGGCCGAGAACGGUCUGUUAAGUGCUCUUUCGGCCAACCGUGGGGGUUCUGAUGGACGGAAUGCAUCGAGUGGAUCAAGGUCUCAAGAUAGCAGAGAGGGCGCAUCUGGAAGCGAUGCACGCCAGAAGGCGGGAUCAUUCAGAGAAGGAAGUUUGGCUGCGAGUGAGGGAUCACCGAAGGCGGCAGAGACGCGGAAUCGUCUUGGAGCUAUCGGUAAUGCUCCUCCCCCCUCGAAAGCCAAGGAAGUCGAAGAGCCUUCCGUUCCUGAAGUCCAAGACCCUCUUGCGGGCAUGGCGCCGGAGGACAAGUGGGGUCUCAAGGGUCUUCGCACACUCAUGAAUAAUUACCCCGAUUAUAACGCUAUGGUACUAGGAGUCGAUCCCAACUCCCUAGGCCUUGACCUGGCAUCGUCUGAACUCAUCUCCACCCAAAUUUACUCGUUAUUUGACGAUCAACCACCGCGGCCGGCGAUUCCUCACUUCAGGCUGCCUGACUGUUAUAGUGUGAAUAAUGUGCAGCCUAUCGAGACUAAGAUCUCUAGUUUCAACGAGGACACUUUAUUCUUCAUUUUCUACGCGAAUGCAGGCGACGUCACGCAACACCUUGCUGCUCAAGAACUUCAUCAACGAAGCUGGAGGUGGCAUAAGAAACUUCAAAUUUGGUUGACGAAAGACGAGCACAUGGUGCCGCAACAAGUAAGCCCGACCGCCGAGAGGGGGUUCUAUAUCAUCUGGGAUCCCGCACGGUUCCAGCGAGAUAGGAGGGAAUUCACUCUCCACUACGGCGACCUGGACACAACACUUGGCGGCGGCGCUCAAUAG